Styela clava is the source of this 3339-nucleotide messenger RNA. The record is from RefSeq and is a predicted model, not a curated record. NCBI's taxonomy places the organism in Eukaryota, Metazoa, Chordata, Ascidiacea, Stolidobranchia, Styelidae.
ACCCAAUUCGAUAAAUACUGAAACAAUUUUGUGCUUGCAGGUCAGCAGUAAUUGUUCAUAGUUGGAGCUGAAACUAUUUUAAUCUGAGAAUAAUUCAGAAAAGAAAAUGGAUAAAUUGCCGAAUAUAAUGGAAUUAGAUGACCCUGAUCCAGAAUCACCAGACCAACCUUCAACUUCUCAUGAUACAGAAGAUUCCACAACAUCUCAAAAUGCUUCGCAAGAACGAAGUUCAUCUGGCACAAGUCAAGCUUCGGAUCUUGGUCGAGAUCUGGAUUUAAUGAUGGAGAAAACUCCUAAGUUUACAGAUGCACUAGCUGGCGCUGCAUCAUUUAAUCCAAACCAAGGUUUUGACAACUCAUUUCAAAAAGGCAACAAAAAGAGAAAGCUUGAUGAUUCCUCAUCCGAGGAAGAUACUUAUUCUACAAGUACAAAUGGAAGAAAGUGUUUAGGGUGUUCAAAAAUUUUUUCAUCCCAAUUUAUUCCAGAUGACUCUGUUCCAGAAUCAAAUUUUUUUCGAACUCUAGAUUCAGUGUCGGAAGAUUCCCGAAAGCUUGGAUAUGCGAUACGUAACAUCCUGCUUCUUGAUCCGAACCGAGAUGACUCUGUUCCAGAAUCAAAUGUUUUUCGAACUCCAGAUUCAGUGUCGGAAGAUGCCCGAAAGCUUGGAUAUGCGAUACGUAACAUCCUGCAUUUUGAUCCGAACCGAGAAGAUUCCACAACAUCUCAAAAUGCUUCACAAGAACGAAGUUCACCUGGCACAAGUCAAGCUUCAGAUAAUGAUUUUCGAGGCCUGGAUUUACUGUGGAAAAAAUCUUUUGAGUUAGGAGUUGCACAAGCUGACGCUGCAUCAUUUAAUCUGAACCGAGAAGAUCCCACAACAUCUCAAAGUGCUUCACAAGAACGAAGUUCACCUUGGACCAGUCAAGCUUCGUAUCUUGUUCGAGAUCUGGGUUUAGUGAUGGAAGAAGCUAAAAAGGUUGCACUAGCUGACGCUGCGUCAUUUGAUCCAAACCAAGGCUUCAAGCAACCUCAGACAGUGGAAGAACUGAAACGACACAAAGAUGAGACAGAGAAAAGAAAGCAGCAGUUAGAGAUGAUGAUGCGUCAACAAUCACAAGAGAUAAAACAAAUAAAGAAAGAAAAUAAGGAAUUGAGACAAAAGAUAAAAGAAUCUCAGUCUUCAAGUCAAGCUACUUCAUCUGGUCUAAGAAUCAUCAACCAACAACCACCUGGUGGAAGAAUGUCAGUGGAAAGAUCACAUGAAUCACUGCCAGGGUAUAUUUCAGUUACUCUUGCUAUCACCUACUCGUUCCCUGCUGGAAGUCUGAAUGGUGUUUCAUAUGAAGCCAUGGAAUUCACUGAAUAUGUGCCUGAUGUUGGAUUUCAUAUUUUAAAACGAUUCCUCAAUCUCACAGACUUGCUCAGGAAAGCAUUCAAUGCAGGAUUGCUCUUCAAGAUUCAGAUAAUUGAACGCAACAGAGGAGAGAUUAUAUGGAAUGAUGAAAUUCCUCAUAAGACUAACAAACAUGGAUGUGCAGCUAACAAUGGAUAUCCUGAUCAAGACCAUAUUUUUAAACUCCGUGAUGCAUUGAAAGCGAAAUUAAAGGCUGAAGGAAUCAAAUUCUAAGCGCAAUGGUCAUUGUGCACAACACAAACAAUCUUAAAAGAAAACUCAUUAUUUGGAACGUUACUGUCUUUAUCGGACAUUUUAGCAGUGAAGGAUAAUAGAGGCCACUUACUGGAUUUUAAUAAGUUCAAUGAUCUGCAAUUUCAUUCAGAUUUGACUCGGAAAAUUAUCAUUUUCACAUACUCAUCAUUAUUUUUUUCAAGGUUUCUCAUUCUUUAGUUCGGGGUAUCAGCCAACAAAAUCCUCGCUAUUUUAAUUCUGGCAAGUCUAGUUUGACCAAAACACUGAGCAUUCAUCUAUACUUAUCGCGUGUCUGCUUGCCACUUGACCAGAUCUUUUCUGGUACAUCAAAUUAUCUGCUUUUGAUAUACUUUUUAGUUCUCAAUUUGAUGAAACUUUCAAGGAUGAAACAAAAUUGAUAAUUUUGUAAAUUUAGACUGUUGUUCUAAGCAAGUUUAUGGACACUUUUAAUUAGCGAGCAUUUUUGAAAAUAUUAAGUCAUUUGAAACACUUCCAGUUUCCCUACUAAAUAUGAAUAAUUGUCGGUGUUAAAAUAGAUCUGUCGAAUUGACCUAUGAUGUAUAUAUAAUUGAUAUAUCUCUGCCUUUGACUUUUUAGAUCCAUAGUGAUAAUUUCACUUCUAUAAGCGGGAGUCAUAAUAUUGACUAAAAUUAAUCACUGCAAAGCCUAUUUAGCAGUAAACCUAUCAUUUAACAUUUCCAACCUUGUGUUGGCGUUGUGCUAUUAGCUAUUUGAGUUGACACAAGUUGGAUAGAUUGUGUUAAACUGUGGUGAUCAACAAUACACAUUUUUUUUUGUAUUUGUAUAUAUCCUUUCAAAUUUCAAUUCAAGGUUUUCUUCAAAUCAAUUAUUACUUCAAUACAUAUUUUUAUGCUUUUUUGUAAAACAAUUUACCGGUAGCAACCAGCAAUUUCAAUCCAGAGUUUUCUUCAAAUCAAUUAUUACUUCAUUAUUGCACACACUAAUAUGCAUUUCUUAUCACCUUUCUAUAUCUUCGCAUCAUUCUGAUUUCAUAAUCUAUUAAAUAUAUUUUUCUUCCAUUCAUUUCUGGUGAUAUUGGCUUACUGUAGGUAAAAUUGCUAAAUCCCCUUCCCAACAAACUGAUUUCUGACAAAUUGUAAAUACAAGAGCUGCUGUGAAGCAGAUAUGUUAUGCAAUAAAAUUUCUCGUUCUGAAAAGCAGGGGUGACAGAAAAUUCACAAUAUCACCUUUGAAUAACAUAUCAGUAGUUGCGAUCAAAAUUGACAAGAAGUGACAUAUUGUUAUUUGUUAAUAUUUUCAAAAUAACUUGCAGUAGUGUAAAUUCCAUUUUAUAUCUAUCUUUCUAUUUUAAUGCAGGCUAUUUUCUCCAGUAUUAUGCAUUUUUUAAUCAUGCUUGCCUCUUCAAUCAUAUGUAGUUCUAUGCUCUGCUUAUCUUUUAUCUGUUAUAUUUCAAGUUUAACUCUUGCCACUGAUAACAUUGACUCACAUUAGAAUAUUCAACUUGUUUUUUUGUACAGUUAAUGUUUAUCAUUACCCAUUAUCAAUAAUAGUUCUCUCACAGUUCAUUCAUCUUACUAUUGGUGCUACCCCUAUGCUAUGCUAAUAUACAUUAUGGGAUUGCUUAUUUUUUUUUACGUAUACUCUAACGUGCAACUAUGUAUAUAUGCAAUGUUCUAACACACUUUUGUAAAAUAUAAUACUAAUUUACU